AUGUCGGACAAAGACUUGCUUAACGCUGCUCACAACUCGGUUGCCUACAUAAAUGGCCGGGUUUAUACUGUCAACAAGACCCUGCCAUGGGCCGAAGCUUUUAUCGUGGAUUCCAAUGGAAUAUUCAGCGCCGUCGGCAAUACACGCGAGAUCGUUGCUGCUGCUAAGGCAGCCUCGAUGGUGGUAUACAAUCUGAAAGGCAGAUUUGUUAUGCCUGGAAUCCAUGAUGCCCAUGUGCAUACCAUCGUGUCAGGCUCCGGUUUGUUGAAUUGGGCUCAGACCGGAUAUGAUGUUACCAGAGAUAAUGUCGUCGAGCAUUGGAUCUUUGGAGGUGCUGGUUUUGGGUUCGAGAAUUUUGAUCGCAGCCUCCUCGACAAAGAUUACCCGGAUACCCCUGUGGUCCUCCUGGGUGUGGGUUGCCACGAUUGGUACACUAAUACGGCUGCUCUCCGACGCGCUGGUUAUGAUGUCGAACAAGGUGAGGUAGACCCUAUUGGAGGGAAGCAUGAGCUCAGGCCAGACGGGAGCCUCACGGGAGAGCUGAAAGAUCAAGCAGGGAACCGCCUAAUGGCAGCUCUGCCUAAACCAGCCAAAGCGCAUAUCAAGAGAGUCGUCAAGCGUGCAAUCGUCGAGAUGCAUCGUCAUGGAGUUACCUCUUGUCAGGAUGCGUCGUCUACGGAAAUGUUCCUCACAGCUCUCAGUGAGCUUGAGGCAGAGGGAAACCUUAAGAUGCAGUUUGCCACUCACUGCCUAUACAAAAAUGAAUGGCUUACAGGAGAAAUUCAAGUGCCGGCGGAUAAGCUCAUCUUGAACGCUGAUAAGUAUCAGAGCCGACAUGUCGAUACUAGGUUUGUCAAGAUGAUGAUGGACGGGGCCUGCGCGCCGAGCCUGAUGAGUCACUCUGAUGUCGAUGAUAAUGGCAUGCCGGACCAGAGCAAGAUUCUUCUACCAAAUGCUGCCGAGCUCGUGCAGAGAUUCGAUGCCAGAGGGAUGACUUGCAAGAUUCACUGCAUGGGCUACGGUGGUGCGAGGACGGCACUUGACGCUUUCAAGAGCGUUCGUGAAAAGCAACCGGGCGGCCCUCGCCAUGAGGUUGCACACUGCACUCGAGUUCUUCCAGAGGAUUAUAAGAGAUUCAAAAGACUGAAUAUCACUGCCGAGAUGUCCCCUUCUGGAUUCUUCGAUACUUCCCAAUCUGAAAACAUGCGCUUGUUUCAGUACGAUUUUGAGCGAAUGCUCGCAGAAGAGGCGCAUAUAACUAUUGGAAGUGACUGGGCCCAUGGAUUGGAACUCCCUAUGUUCCGUAAUACGGCGAUUUUGGUAAAGAAGAUUGGUGCAGAGAAGGUCUUGGAAAUGAUCACUUUAGCAGGUGCUGUAGCGACUAGAAGAGAAAAGGAAGCUGGAUCAAUUGAGGCCGGCAAAGUUGCAAGCUUUAUAUGCGUCGACAGAGAUCUCACUCAUGGAGAUUUCCAGAACGCAAAGGUGCUGAAGACUUGGUUCGAAGGAGAGGUUGUUUAUGACGCUGCAAAUGAGCUAGUAUAG
This is a messenger RNA of Fusarium oxysporum Fo47, 1542 nucleotides long. RefSeq names its product amidohydrolase family-domain-containing protein. The transcript is spliced from 4 exons. The record is from RefSeq and is a predicted model, not a curated record. Gene Ontology annotation, molecular function: hydrolase activity, acting on carbon-nitrogen (but not peptide) bonds. Lineage: Eukaryota; Fungi; Ascomycota; Sordariomycetes; Hypocreales; Nectriaceae. Bases 1 to 1542 code for a protein of 513 amino acids.